Messenger RNA from Drosophila busckii, 925 nucleotides. RefSeq lists its product as uncharacterized. NCBI's taxonomy places the organism in Eukaryota, Metazoa, Arthropoda, Insecta, Diptera, Drosophilidae. Gene Ontology annotation, cellular component: membrane. The coding region runs from base 85 to 519 and encodes 144 amino acids. The record is from RefSeq and is a predicted model, not a curated record. The transcript is spliced from 4 exons.
CAGUUUCAGUCGCUGCGCAGUCUUUGCCAUUGGCACUUCGUAUUCGCUACGCUCGCGUGCGCAAUCCUAUUGUUUUGUUUUGACAUGUCCGCCAGCCAUGGCAACGAUCGCAAGUAUUUGCGCAGCAUUGAGGGUCUGUCCAAGAUCACCUGCUUGCUGUGCGGGUUCAUUGGAUUUCUAUGCAUUGUAUGCAGCUCGGUGCGCCUGAGCAACUUUCGUGGCUGCUUCUACUUGGUCAUCGUGCUGAUUGGAUUUGGAGUAACGCUGACGCUGCUGCUCAGUCGCUACCUGCGCUGCGGCCAGAGCUGGCAAUGCAAUAUGUCACGCUGGUCGCUCAGCACGCACGCCGCUCUCGCCUUGGGUCACUUUAUAGCCUCCGGCCUGGUGCUCUCACUCGAUAUUGGCGCAUACACGGCGGCAGCGUUCUUCGGCCUGACUAUAUUCAGCAUUAAUGCCCUGGAGGGCUAUGGCAGCUAUCGCCGCAGUCGGCAGCGAGAUGUGUCCACACAAACGGCUUAGUGGUGCCCGUCCCUAAGCUCCCUCCCAGAGGCUGUGUCAUCGCUAGUAUCAAAAUGCAUAUGUGUGCGUGUGUGUAUAAAAUAAUAAAAGAGUCUGCUGGUUAAGCCAAAAGUUGCAGCGCUUUAUCUAAUAUACGAUAAGCAGUAGGUCAGUCAGUCAGUCAGUCUGUCUUAUCUCUAACCAAACGAGAAUGAGAGACAGAGAGUGAGAGCGAGAGAGAGAGUAAGAGCGCACGUUAUGUCACAAGCGCUGCCUAAAAAUCAUUUGUAAAUGCGGGCUCAGCCGACUGCUGUAUACGCUAUAUGGCAGAUUAACUUUCCAAAGAAUACAAAUCUUGACUUGUAAACUGUAAAACUGUAAAAAUCAAAUAUUUAUUUAAGCACUCAACACAAAUUUAUGCAAUAAA